AUGGCCCAGAAAAUAAUGACAGAUCCCCAAUUCUCAUCGGUAAUAAGAUACUCGCUCUAUUUUGGGGCAGUAUUCAAGCUCGUGACCUUCUUAUUCAACCAGUUGUUAAUCAAGUUUGUGCCUCCUUCGUACUUGGCCUUCAACAACUUUUUGGAGUUUCUAAUAAACUCCAUCACCUUUUUUGCGGCUGAGGGGAUCAGGCUUUCUUGUCAAAGAAUUCCUAAUGCUAAUAAGAAGUCUUCUGAAGAGACAAAACCUUUGCUAAUAUCAAAUACUUACGAAGGCUCGUCACAAUCAAUAAUAAAUCUCUCAUAUUUGCCCUUGGUACUAGGAGUGCCAAUAUCUUCAGUUAUCAUCUACUUACAGUUUGGGAAUUUCACCGAGUAUUUCCAAGAAAAUGAUGGAAUUGUCUCUACUUUGUUGCUUGGUAGCAAAAAUUUGCAAAUUUCCGUGAUUGUGGUGACAACUGGGGUUUCCAUCAUGCUUAAUUUGUUGACCGAGCCAUUCUACAACCUUGUGAAUUACAAUUCGCAAUUCCACUUGAGAACCAAAUACGAAUCAACCGGGUUGAUCGUCAAUUGCUUCUUCAAUUUCUUGACCAUUGCCACCGCGAAGAAAUUGUGUACCUCCAACCCCCGGGUGUUUGAUGAAUUGGCGAUUUUGAUUUUCGCUCUUGGAAAAUUAUUUUAUAGUAUCACCGUGUAUCUAUUAUAUUAUCAAAACUACCAGAAAAAUGAAAUUCCUAUGGUCAGGUUGACUCCUCAAAAAAUUAUCAACAAAGAUGAUAAUUCCUACUACUUUGAUAAAUAUAUUCUCAAUUACUGGAAAACGAUUUUUUUGCAAAUGAUUUUCAAGAAUUUCUUAACCGAAGGUGACAAAUUCAUAUUCAAUUAUUUUUUCGAUUUGAACCAGCAAGGGAUUUACUCGAUCAUCAAUAACUAUGGAAGCUUGAUCACCAGAUUAGUCUUCAACCCAAUCGAAGAAAGUUUGAAGUUGAUUUUAUCCAAAAUGUUCACUGCUACCGAUGAUAAAAAUAAAAAAAAUAGUACCCAAAGCUCGAUGAAGAUCAUUCGGUUGAUUUUGAAAUUUUACAUAUAUUUGACAUUCGUCUUGGUGUUAUUUGGGUACUUCAACGCCCCAUUUUUGGGGGAACUUUUCUUCACCAAGAUCAUCAAGGUGUCAUGGUGGAAUGCCAACGCCAGUACCGUGAAAAGUCUUAUCACAUUUUACGUGAUUUAUCUCCCGUUCUUAGCGAUUAAUGGGAUUUUCGAAGCGUUUUGUCAAAGUAUAUCCACCGAUGAAUCAAUCAAAAAAUACAGUUAUUUCUUGAGUGUUUGUUCGUUAGUGUUUUUCGGAAAUUGUUAUUUAUUCAUCGAAGUUUUGCAACUUCAAUUGGCGGGGCUAGUCAUCAGUAAUAUCGUCAAUAUGGGGUUAAGAAUCUUUUAUUGCUCUAUAUCUAUUAAGAACUUCUACUCGACGGCAGGAAGUGUCAAGGUUUUUGAUUUCAACGAUAUUAUUGGCAAUUGGAAAUUAUUUCUCGGGGUAUCGAUUGGGGUUCUCAGUAUUCAAAUCCAAUUAAACGGGAUCACCCAAAGUUUCACAGGAUUAUUGAAAAAUUUGGGAAUCGCGGUGUUCUAUGUUGGAUUCAUUAUCUACAAUGAAAGAUCGCAACUAAUACCCUACUUCAGCAAAUUCCAGAGGAAAUAA
Molecule: messenger RNA, 1707 nt
Organism: Saccharomycopsis crataegensis
Lineage: Eukaryota; Fungi; Ascomycota; Saccharomycetes; Ascoideales; Saccharomycopsidaceae
Gene: RFT1
Product: glycolipid translocation protein
Exons: 1
Coding region: 1-1707 (568 amino acids)
Biological process (GO): glycolipid translocation; dolichol-linked oligosaccharide biosynthetic process
Cellular component (GO): endoplasmic reticulum membrane
Source: RefSeq, a predicted model, not a curated record